Molecule: messenger RNA, 1818 nt
Organism: Caenorhabditis briggsae
Lineage: Eukaryota; Metazoa; Nematoda; Chromadorea; Rhabditida; Rhabditidae
Gene: Cbr-vps-33.1
Product: Protein CBR-VPS-33.1
Exons: 9
Coding region: 1-1818 (605 amino acids)
Biological process (GO): intracellular protein transport; vesicle-mediated transport
Cellular component (GO): CORVET complex; lysosome
Source: RefSeq, a predicted model, not a curated record
AUGGCAACCAAUGAAGACCGAGACAACGAUGCGGCGGCAAUUCUCAACUGGGAAGGAACAAACGAAAUAAAAAGUGCGAAUGAAUACAGUCGUGGUCUUUUGUUUUCGGUUCUUGAUGCAUUGGAUGGGAAUAAAACGAUUGUUUGGGACCGAGACAGAAGUGUAAUGCAUAGAGUCAAUUUGUUCGCCGGUGCUUCUGUUCUCGCUGCUCACGGAGUUGUCGCCAAUCACUCGAUUGAAACCAAAAAAUCUGUGUCAACACCUCAUGUCGUGUUCUUCUUGGCUCCAACAAUGGUCUCAUUGGAUCUUCUUUGUGAUUAUAUUGAUACCGUUCGGAAUGACCCGAAAGUCCUCUACCAAGUGUUCUUCAUUCCCGAAGCAUGGUACGUCGUCAGAGAGAGUCUAAAGCUGCGAUCCGAAGGAAAGUACUGGGAACGUCUCGAAUCUGUAAAGGAGAUUCCAUUGUGUUGGUUGCCACGUGAUGGAGAAUGUCUGUCGCUUUCCAGUCCACAAAUCGCUUCAAGGCUUCUUAUCAACGGUGACUGGACACACCUUCACAAAUGUGCGGUGGCUUUGAAUCAGUUAGUUGAUAUGUGCCGUGGACAUUCUCCAUCAACUCAUCAGAGACCCAUGGCGAUUUAUUCGAAAGGAAAAUGGGCAACUGACGUGGCAAGAAUGAUGAAGAAGGUUCGAAACACCACAGAAGCCGAUCACUUUCUGAAGACGACAGAUCCCAUUGAAGGACUUUUAAAAAUCAAUCGAAUCGUCCUAAUUGAUCGAUGGCUGGAUCCUCUGACCCCAAUGCUCUCUCAAUUGACAUUUUACGGAUUAUUAGACGAGAUUUAUGGAAUCGGGACGGUGAACUCUGUUAAAGUGCCGGAGACUGAAUUUUCAAAUGCCAAAGAUGGAGAUCCAUUCGCUGAAAAAGAGAUUCAUUUGAGAGACGAAGUAUAUCAUCGACUAAAGCAUUCACAUAUCAAUGCGAUUAGCAAUGAGGCAUCGAAAGUGCUUGCGGAGAUAAGAGAUGAUGAGCAGUUUGAUCGAGACAAAAUGUCAGUGGCCGAGUAUUCAGUUCUGGUCAAAAAGAUGCCAAAAAUCAUAAAUCGCAAAAAGAUGAUCGAGCAGCAUAUGAGAUUGGCUGAGAUGAUUCAGGGGCACGUUUACUGUAAACUGUCGGAUUCGAUUAAAUUGGAGAGAGAACUUCUCGACUUCUCGGACAGUGACAAAGCGACUCCUUUAAUCGAGGAUCAAAUCUACGACGCCGCCCCAUUGAACACCGUACUCCGUCUGAUUUCAGUUCAUUCUUUGACAUGUGGCGGUCUGAAAGCUUCUGUUCUUCAACACUACCGACGUAUCAUUAAUCAAAGUUAUGGCUCAUCAGCACUGAACAAAAUUUUGAAAAUGCAAAAAAUGGGAUUAAUUCGAGAGAAAGGAGGUGCUGGAAAAAUGCAAUGCGAGUACGCUCCAAUGCUCUAUCAACAACAAAAGAAGGCGUAUGAUAUGCUACCUGAGAAUUUCAGUGAAGCAAGAAUGUCAGAUAUCGCUUAUGCUUAUAGUGGAUUCGCUCCAUUGCUCUGUAAAAUAUUGGAUGAAGGAGAUCGAGUGAAAUGGGUUGGAUGGCCAAAGACAGUGUUGGGAGAUGAUGGGAUCGAUCCGAUUUCUGAAAGAGAUCCACGUGGCACAUGUAUUUUUGUGAUUGGAGGAUUGACGAGAUCGGAGAUGGCUCUUAUUCGAGAAAAUAUGCCGAAUAUAUCUUUGAUUACUACGAGUGCAUUGAUAACAGGCGAUAAGCUUUUGAACAAUAUCACCAAUAUUUGA